AGAAUGGACGGGGCCGGGGAGCGCAGCCUCCCGGAGCCGGGCAGCCGGGGCUCCCGGGCUGGAGACGACAUGGAGAUCGUCGUCAACGUGGGAGGCGUGCGGCGGGUGCUGUACGGAGACCUCCUCAGCCGGUACCCCGAGACCCGGCUGGCGGAGCUCAUCGACUGCUUGGCCGGGGGCUACGACACCAUCUUCUCCCUGUGCGACGACUACGACCCCGGGAAGCGCGAGUUCUACUUCGACAGGGACCCGGACGCGUUCAAGUGUGUCAUUGAGGUGUACUAUUUCGGGGAGGUCCACAUGAAGAAGGGCAUCUGCCCCAUCUGCUUCAAGAACGAGAUGGACUUCUGGAAGGUGGACCUCAAGUUCCUGGACGACUGCUGCAAGAGCCACCUGAGCGAGAAGCGCGAGGAGCUGGAGGAGAUCGCGCGCCGCGUGCAGCUCAUCCUGGACGACCUGGGCGUGGACACGGCCGAGGGCCGCUGGCAGCGCUGCCAGAAGUGCGUCUGGAAGUUCCUGGAGAAGCCCGAGUCUUCGUGUCCGGCGCGGGUGGUGGCCGUGCUGUCCUUCCUGCUCAUCCUCGUCUCGUCGGUGGUCAUGUGCAUGGGCACCAUCCCCGAGCUGCAGGUGCUGGACGCCGAGGGCAACCGCGUGGAGCACCCGACGCUGGAGAGCGUGGAGACGGCGUGCAUCGGCUGGUUCACGCUGGAGUACCUGCUGCGCCUGUUCUCUUCGCCCAACAAGCUGCACUUCGCCCUGUCGUUCAUGAACAUCGUGGACGUGCUGGCCAUCCUCCCCUUCUACGUGAGCUUCACGCUCACGCACCUGGGCGCCCGCAUGAUGGAGCUGACCAACGUGCAGCAGGCGGUGCAGGCCCUGCGCAUCAUGCGCAUCGCCCGCAUCUUCAAGCUGGCGCGCCACUCCUCGGGGCUGCAGACCCUCACCUACGCCCUCAAGCGCAGCUUCAAGGAACUGGGGCUGCUGCUCAUGUACCUGGCCGUGGGCAUCUUCGUCUUCUCGGCCCUGGGCUACACCAUGGAGCAGAGCCACCCGGAGACCUUGUUUAAGAGCAUCCCGCAGUCCUUCUGGUGGGCCAUCAUCACCAUGACCACGGUCGGCUAUGGUGACAUCUACCCCAAGACCACCCUGGGCAAGCUCAAUGCAGCCAUCAGCUUCCUGUGUGGGGUCAUUGCCAUUGCCCUGCCCAUCCACCCCAUCAUCAACAACUUUGUCAGAUACUACAACAAGCAGCGAGUCCUGGAAACGGCAGCCAAGCACGAGCUGGAGUUGAUGGAGCUCAACUCCAGCAGUGCGGGCGAGGGCAAGACAGGGGGCUCCCGCGGCGACCUGGACAUCCUCCCGCCAGAGCCCGCCGGGAAGGAGGGGCUGAGCUGGAGCAGCCAGCUGAAGAUAUCCCGCAGUGACACCUUCAUCCCCCUGCUGACCGAGGAGAAGCACCACAGGACCCGGCUCCAGAGCUGCAAGUGA
Mesoplodon densirostris (Blainville's beaked whale) is the source of this 1488-nucleotide messenger RNA. RefSeq names its product potassium voltage-gated channel modifier subfamily F member 1 (gene KCNF1). The record is from RefSeq and is a predicted model, not a curated record. Bases 4 to 1488 code for a protein of 494 amino acids. Gene Ontology annotation, cellular component: voltage-gated potassium channel complex; membrane. Gene Ontology annotation, molecular function: voltage-gated potassium channel activity. Gene Ontology annotation, biological process: potassium ion transmembrane transport; protein homooligomerization. The transcript has a single exon. Lineage: Eukaryota; Metazoa; Chordata; Mammalia; Artiodactyla; Ziphiidae.